This is a messenger RNA of Oryzias melastigma (Indian medaka), 840 nucleotides long. RefSeq lists its product as uncharacterized. NCBI's taxonomy places the organism in Eukaryota, Metazoa, Chordata, Actinopteri, Beloniformes, Adrianichthyidae. The coding region runs from base 217 to 672 and encodes 151 amino acids. The transcript has 4 exons. The record is from RefSeq and is a predicted model, not a curated record.
UCUGACAUGCAGGAACAACAACUGCAGGAAACCGUAAACCCACAUUAGUCUGCGUCCACUGAGGCGGAGAGUCUGUGUUUGCAGACUCCAUGGAUACAAACAUCUGCAGACCUUUGUCUCCUCAUUUACGAGUGGUGAAGAGGUGUGAGAGCCAAACCUCCAAACUCUUUUACCGAUGAAGAACUUUAAGGCACUUUCUGAGUCGACCAGCAAAACAUGUUCGUCACAAUCCUAAUUGGAGGUGAGUUCCUGUACUGCUUUGAGGGGUGUGUUUUUUGCAGGAUGUUGACAAAUAUAGUUUCCAUGGCAGAUAACAGGAUGGAGCUGUUCAACCUCAACUGUAAGCUGGUCAAUUUCAUCCAUCUCUUGAAGGAGAAGUGUGGUCUGGAUUUUAAAGACUGUGUGGAGUUGAUGGACAGCAGCGGACGAGUGGUGAACCUGGAGGCCAAGCAGCACAGCCGGGAUCUGGCCUCCAGCGUGCUGACACAGAGGCAGUUCUACAUCCCGCUGAGGGUCCUCCGAGAUGAUCCUUCUGGAAGUCAGGAAUAUGUUUCCCUCCUAAACAACUACAGCUCAGGUCAACCUGAACUAGCAGAGCUGCUGAGGAAGCUGUCAAAUGCAAACAAGGAGGGAGACGGAAAGAAGAGAAGACGAUGCACACAAAAAAACUAAGGCAUCACUGCCAACAAGAGCUCAUGAGUUUGUGAACAGGUUUCCAACUCACAAGUCAAAGGAAUUUUGCAUAUAGCUGCUGGUUUUUUCAUUGGGUCACAAAGGUUACAAAUAAAUAAAAAGCAGUGAUUGUCAUGACUUUGUUUCCAUGUUUUAAAUAUCUGUAAA